Molecule: messenger RNA, 1992 nt
Organism: Zingiber officinale
Lineage: Eukaryota; Viridiplantae; Streptophyta; Magnoliopsida; Zingiberales; Zingiberaceae
Product: WRKY transcription factor 6-like
Exons: 6
Coding region: 220-1578 (452 amino acids)
Biological process (GO): regulation of DNA-templated transcription
Molecular function (GO): DNA-binding transcription factor activity; sequence-specific DNA binding
Source: RefSeq, a predicted model, not a curated record
GCGACCUUUUUCUCCAAUGGGAAAAGUGGUAGAAAACGAGUAAACAUUCUCGCAAACGACUGGUUCCUCGCUCUUCUAUUUAAUGCCAUCUCCAUCUCCCAUGCCAAGACUUGGACACUUCUCCAACUCCCCUCCAAGUACUCUCAUCCCUCUCCGGCGACCGUUGACUCAUCCAACUCCGGCGAGGCGGCCAGUACCAACGGCGGACAAGUUCGUUACAUGGAUACAGGCGGCGGCGGGGGGCCGGAAGUGCUCACUCUGGACACCUCUGCUCCUAUUUUCCUCUCUUCUUCUUCUCUAACCGCCGGCGCCGCCCACGGUCGUGGAGUCCUGAACCAAAAGCCACCGUCGACGCCGUUGGCCUCCGGCGUCGAGAUGGAUUUCUUCGCCAGCGAGAAGGAGGCAGCAACAACUGCGGCGAGCGAAAAUCAUCACGGUUUCCAGGUUAAGAAGGAAGCCCUCGCCAUUCAGACUGCUCUGCAACUUGGCAACGCGAGAUCGAGUGAUGCGUCCAAUACCGUCGACGAUGGAAUGCCCAAAGAAGAUCAUAACGAGUUGGCGGCCAUCCGAGCUGAGCUUGCACGCAUGAAAGAAGAGAACGAGAAGCUGCGAGAAAUCCUGAGCAAAGUGAGCAACGACUACAAAGCCCUUCAGAUGCAUCUCGCCGCACUCAUGCAGCAACCGCAACAGUUUGCAAAAGACAAGAUGCUCCCCAGGCAGUUCAUGGAUCUGGCUCCGGUUAAUUCGCCGUCGAACUCGUCGACGGCGAGCCCCGGACGCUCUGUCUCGCCGCCGGAAGUAGGAUCUGUAGGUCUGGAUCCCGGCAAAGCUUCGACGUCUAGUGAUCAGCAAGCAUCGCAAGAAGCCACAUUCAGGAAGACUCGUGUUUCUGUUCGGGCUCGAUCGGAAGCUCCGAUGAUCGCUGAUGGAUGCCAAUGGAGGAAGUACGGGCAGAAGAUAGCGAAGGGAAACCCGUGCCCUCGAGCUUACUACCGGUGCACCAUGGCCGCCGGCUGCCCUGUUCGCAAACAAGUGCAAAGGUGCGCGGAGGAUCGAUCGGUGUUGGUAACGACCUACGAAGGCACGCACAACCAUCCCCUGCCGCCGCCGGCGAUGGCCAUGGCGUCGACGACCUCCGCCGCCGCCGCCAUGCUCCUCUCCGGAUCGACGUCGAGCGCCGACGGAAUGAUGCUGGCCAACUACCUCCUCCCCUCUUCGUCGAGCAUGGCCGCCUUAUCGGCCUCCGCGCCGUUCCCCAGCGUCACGCUGGACCUCACUCAGCCUCCGAGUGCUAAUCCCCUGCUGCAGUACCAGUUACGGCCGCCGGCCACCUUCGCGUCGCUCUUCGGCGGCGCCUCCCGCGCGCAAUACCACAGCAACCAGUCGACGUUCUCGGGGCUGCAGGUGUCGCCGGAGACGGUGACGGCGGCCACCGCUGCGAUAACUAGGGACCCUAAAUUCACCGCUGCGCUGACCGCCGCAAUCAAGUCCAUCAUCGGCGGCGGUCAAGAGGCAGCAGCUGGCACCGCCGACCGCGGUGACAGCGGCGGCAACGACGUCAGUGGCGGUCAGAAAUAGCAACGUACAGAUCAAGCCACCGGCAAAUUUCUUUCUUUCUUUCUUUGUUUGUUUGUUUGUUUCUUUCUCGGUUUAAUUUCUUUUGUUUAAUUUCGUGGAGAGAAAAGGACGGAAUACCAAACGCAAACCGUAACCGUGUAAAUUAUGAUAGAUUUGUUGUUACUGUGCGUCGGCGAUGGAAUAAAGACGCAACUGCUGCAUGAAUUGAUGGACAUCUCGAUCUUAAUUGUCGAUCCUUUGACGGUUUGCCUUCUCCAACAGUUUGAAAAAUGGCGGUUGGUGGAUGGAUUUUCAUUGGAUGGAUGGAGACCAAAAUGUUGAUAAGAUACUUAAGUUAAAGUUUGACUUGUUUAUUUUUUAUAAGUUUAAACUGGGUUUAAAUUUAGCUUCAGUUUGAUUCGGUUAAAGCUGGAC